This is a messenger RNA of Colletotrichum orchidophilum, 2151 nucleotides long. RefSeq lists its product as uncharacterized. Bases 1 to 2151 code for a protein of 716 amino acids. Gene Ontology annotation, molecular function: protein binding. NCBI's taxonomy places the organism in Eukaryota, Fungi, Ascomycota, Sordariomycetes, Glomerellales, Glomerellaceae. The transcript has 2 exons. The record is from RefSeq and is a predicted model, not a curated record. Gene Ontology annotation, cellular component: cytoplasm; nucleus.
AUGUCGGCUUCACCUUCAAGUUCGCACGCCACCCAGACCGGUCGCCCUUCGCUAUGGAGCGAAUCGGCCGAGCGCAGAUUGGCUAGGCUUUACGUCUACACAACCUUACCUCUCACCAAGAUUGUCGAAGUCGUGCACAAGGCGACUCCCGGGAACAGAGAAUGCCCAGGGAAGGAUUCCGCCAACAAGAAGCUUAAUUCGAUUCUUGACAAAGAGCCGCGAUGGCUUCACCCACGAACCCGGACAGACAUGGAUCGUCGUAUAAGUGCGCUCGAUAGCUCUCCUACCCGCCAGACCUCGCCCGAGAACGCAUUUUCGCCCAUUUAUCCACGCUCGAUUUCUUCCGGCGCCCGAUCGCAUCUAAGUGUACACCCCGAUUUCAAGUACGAAGGCGGCAACAGUCCAACAGUAAACGACUUUCAACCCUUUUACCAUUCGCGCUCAUCUUCCGCCGGAUGGGGCCCGCCCGUCUCGGGGCCGCUUCCGACCUUGGUCACCACCGAUAUCGCGUCCGUGCUGCCGCCCGAAGCCGGGAUCCGUCGGCAGACCACGACACAGACUCUGCAAGAGGUGCUUUCACAGUAUUCGACUGGCUUCAUUCGCCAAGUUGAUAGGUUGCUAAAGCGAUACACGAUGCCGAGCAACACGAUGAUGAACCAAUCACCCACGGACAAUGACCGCCCUGGCACUGCCAACUCUAACCCAGCAUCUUGGAUUUACGAGUACAAUGCGCCACAGGCAAACUCGGAAACGCAAGCCAGACCCCUCCCCGGAGACUAUCUCAACCUGCCAUAUCACCUCCAGAAACAAGGCUUUUGCGCCGAAGGGUUUCCGGAACAUGAAUCGCGGUCAUGCUUUUGCCACGUUCGAGAUGAGCUCUCGAGCGAGGCUUGGGUCGUCGACUCAGGCCCCUCACCGUACGCCCAACACGUCUUGAAUUACGGCGAGCCUGCGAACAAAGAUUGGAAUGCGCGCGAUCCCUUUGGAAACACUAUACUCCACCUUCUCGCGGCUGGCAACGCCCACCAUGCUCUCCUGUUCAAAGCAAUCGAGUCAUCCCCCAACCCAUCGGCAACAAACAGCGGCGGCCAGACAUUCCUGCAUCUCCUCAACGAUAGUUGGUUUACCCGGCAAGCCCAGCAAGCCGAUUCUCUCUUCCGGCUCAUCGCUCAAUUGAAGCGGUCCGAUUUCGACCUCUAUGCUCGCGAUGUCUAUGGGCGCAAUUUCUGUCACAUCAUACACUCAAAGACAUCGAAUGUUUUGAGCCAAGAGACAAAGAACGCCCUUCUAAACCAGUUCAACCCCAUGGCGUAUUGUUGUCGCGACGCAUUUGGCAACAUCCCCGAAUCCGCUCCCAUCGUCCUGCCGAUUCGAAGAGCUUAUACCGCUGCCGUCGGGCAAGAGAUAUCCCCAACUUGGGAUUCACAAACGUUGCGAAAGGGUUCAUCUCCCAUUGAGGAACAGGCACGACUCCUGAAGCUCGUCAACGAAGCACAUACCAACACCCGAGUGCAAGACACGCAAGGUCGCAAUGGUCUACACUGCCUCGCCGAUGCCAUCCUCAGCCAGGAGUCACUAUUCACCAGGUUUCCCCAACAUCUAGCACAAGCAGCCUCCGUGGAGCAAUCGGGCGGUAGCAGCCGCAAACGCAAGCACAAUCGGCUGAGUAAAUCACUCUUAGACUCGUCCAAGGAGAGGCUCACAGCUAGGGAAAAGGUUGUCAGAGAUCUCAUCGACCUUGGCGUGGACGCAAAUCACUAUGACAGAUACGGCAACACGGUACUGAUGGCUUUCGUAGCCCAGUUGCCUGAAGACGACGACUACAAGAAGCCCGUCAACAUCUUGGAGGCUCUUAUCGAAGCGGGUGCCGAUGUCAACGCGCGCAACAAGAACGGCGAGACCGCGUUGCACAUCGCAGUUCGCAGAGGCAAAAAGCUGGCCAUGCGCACGCUUCAACAGCACAAUGCAAACGUGCAAGCCCGGGAUGUGGAAGGAAGGAGUGUGCUUGAUGUCGCCGACCGAAUGGUGACGUCUUAUAAGCAGAACCCUCACUUCUCACACUACGAGGCUUGUCAUGCUUGGCUCUCGGGGCAGGCCAAGGCAGUCCAAUACCCAACAAUACACCAAGAAUGGGAACUGCGAGACUCGUGA